AGAGCACCGUCUUCGCACAAUCCGCGUCAAGCAGGCUUAGUUUCGAGCAACGAGCUACGGCAGAUCGCAAGACCUACUCGUCGGUUGCAACCACCGACUACGGGCAGUUAGGCCAGGGGUGGCACUUCUUGCUCGGACUCGUACAAAAACAAGAACAAGGUACCCAACUCAACCAAAAACCCUUACAAAGAGAGGAAGGUGCGUCCCGGAGCCCAUACAGUCGAUCGUCCUCGCCUCGUUUCGCUCGACGGAAGGGAGAACCACAAACCGACUGCCGAUGAGUGGCGGAUCGACUGAAACAAGACUCAACGAGGCCUCAACAGAUGCCGAAUGGCACUCGAAAAAAAACGAAGCUCUAGCGUCCGGCGGCAAUCCGACAGGCGCUCGUCCUCGCUCACCUCGUCGUCAUUCCUCUCGCUUCGAGAGCCGAACCCUAGGCUCGACCGUGCAACCGUGUACACAAUCGAAAUCAGCAUGGGAAAAAAAUAACAAACAAACACCUCAUGGCCCCGCACUGCACUGCACGGCUCUGCGGCACUGGAUCACGAAUCGGUCGAGACACGAGGGAGUACGAGAGCGAGGGGGAGGCCGGACGAGCUGGCCGUGCGCCUCUAACCGCUUCGACUGUCCGUGCAGCAGCGGCAGCGGCAUCGCGUAUUUCUACCCGCGCCAACCUCCGACUGUGCCUCGAGCGGGAGGCGGCCCCCGCGCCCCUGCCCACCCGCCCGCGCGCUGGGGUUUUGUACGUUGAGGGGCGCCUCGUAGCAACGUCUUCGCAUCGUGUGCCCCACCAUUUCUGCCCAGCAGGAAUAUUGCAUUGGAGCUGUCCGUCUCGGACUCAGGCGCCUGCGUCAGCAAUCUUGGAGCCUAGGCUGUCUCGACCCCGCGCCCGCUCGAUCAUGAUACGAAAAUCGCCGUCUGUGCAUGGGCGGCCGAUCGGAAGAACGUCGUCGUCCUCGUCGUGGGACAAUGCGCCGGAGCUUUGUCCUUCGAGCUGGACGAGUCCUUCGGAGCAUUAGGUUUUCUCCUUAGCUCCUUUCUCCCAGUGCCGUCUGUUCUCCUGCGUGCCCGAUCGCAUCGCAUGCAGUUCUCUGUAGCGUGCGCGAGAGUGGAAUUUCCCGAUUGGCCUAUUCCGAUUGGCCUGCACGCAGACUUUCGUACGGGCUCGGGCUCGGGAUGGGUCGCUUCGAUCGAUCGAUCAAUCGUCGGUCCUCGGUCCUCGGGGACCACGAGCGAUCCGCGAGCAGUCGAUGAAUGAGGUGAUUGAGGCGAAUGUUGAUGCAGAGCUUCUCGAAUGUGGACGACUGUGUCCGAAUUAUAAUUUUCGCCCUUUGGAGCUCGUUUCGGGCUAGGUUUUUUUCUCUGGCCCCGCCGAGUCUCGACCCGCUUGCUUAAAAAAACAUGAUUUCUGUUGCUCCUGCUUUUUCCCGACGAGAUGAAGCGAUUAUUUUACUCGAUGUGUUCUUGUCCCGGGUCUUCGAUAUCUGUAGCUCUUGCUUUUUUGCGACGAGAUGAAGCGAUUAGUUUAUUCGGAGUGUUCUUGUCCCGGGUCUUCGGCUUCGCUCAUGCUCUCUUACCGAGAGCUUUGAGCUCGCACGCAUCCGAAAUGUCUGCAGCCGUUGAAGCCGUGGCUGUGCUUUAGAUCUGAAUCUUGCACCAGCUCUGAGGUGCUUGAGGUUCGAUGCUGAGAGUGAUCCUUGUACUCGGCCUUUGACUGGGGAAGAAUCUGAAUGUGCGAUCAUCACUUCACUGAAGUGAGCGGCUACUGGUUGUCGAGGUCGGACCGGUCCACGCAUCGUAAUACGGCUUCGCUCGUUCUCUCUUCCCGUUUGAGCCCAUCUCUGCGGAUCACCGUCCGACUUUUGAGUCUAGUGCCCUGCGGAGAGUAAGCUCCUCGUAAUGAAAUCUUCCUGGCAAAUAUCCCGGGGUUGAGGAUACAGAGAUCACACCUCGACGGAUUUGCGUUGGCAGAAGAACGGCAUGAACACGACUCUGUGUGUUUGAUCGGAAAAAAUUUGGCUGGGGAAUUCUCUAGGUCUCGGUCUGCAAUGCCUGGCCCGCUGUUCGUUUUGCGGACUGUCCUUCAUAUAAUUUACGUUGUACACGAGGAUGUCAAUUUUCUGGAUCCGAUGCCGCGGGAUAGCGAGACCUGAAUCACUUUUUACACAUGCGCUCGCUGCUCAAUCCGGUUGCAGGAUGUGUUCGGUAAUUGAAAGAAGUCCAGUGAAUGCCAAACUCAGUCCAGAAAUCCCUGCAAGAAUCUCUUUACUACCAUGUAAAAAAAUUCUUCUGCCUGCUCCUGGUCGGUCGGUGUUCAAAUUUUUGUUUGUGACGGAGUCUUGAGGGCUCAUCUACUCCAAUCACGGUUGUCGUGGUGGUUCUUCCACCACCACAAAUGUGUUCGCGGUAUUAGCUGGCUGCUGGAUCUCAGAUCCCAAAGCUCUAGAUCUUUCCACAUCCUAGGUGGGCACAAUGAAAGGUUCUCUUCUGAAUGUCCUUCGCGGAAAUGGUUGGCCCCGUUGGAAUAAGGUGGGCAUCCCUCUUUACUGCUAGCAGGAUGAUGACACUGACUUAUCAGAUUACUCGCUGACGGUACAUGAGCCCAGAGUUUGACCAUCUUACUCUACAAGAAUCCUCGUUGCCCAUCCUCAAGGACCGCAUACAUCUGUUGGCUGUCCUUGGUGGCGGUCAGUGAGUAGUCUUGCAGAGUUAAACCAACGACCGAAAUAGAGGGUGGCGACGAGGAAACCAGCUUCCCGAUUCCUUACACCCCCUCCGGCCUCAUCGUCAAAGAUUGUGUCCUAACGAAGGUAAUGUUUCUGAAGAUCCUAUCAGGUAGAGUGACUGAAUCAAAAGUGAGUACUAUGUGUGCGUGUCUGUUUAUAAGGCUGCGUUAACGAAACUGAGCACUAAAAGUAAAUAUUAGAGUGGAAAGUUUUGAUCGAUAUGAGCCUCUUGGCAGUUGUUUGACCAUCGUGUGUGCAUGCUUAAUCAUGUCUUCCAGGGGCAGUCCUUGAGUAAGAGGAAGUAGAACUGGGUCCUCAGAGCUUCUCCAUGAGCUUUUUUAGUGUUAGGUUUCGCAUUGCAUCUUAGACUUGCUGAGUUACAACUCUAAUUUUAUCCACCUGUGACAUUCAAGAAGAAUGAAUAUAAAGCGCUCUCUCUCUCUCUCUUUGCUCUCGGGCUCCAGACACAGGCGUUUCUUCUCACAAAUAAAAUAUUGGUUGCCGAAUCUCUAUGGCCAUUCUCGAGCCUGCAAUGAUAUCAUUUUCAUUCGAGAAUAAUGUAGAGAAUGAUUUUGAACAUCCUACUUGCUUGAGAAGAUAUGACCUCUAUGAAAAUCCGGGCAACGAAACAUAACAAAUAUUAUAUGUUUAGGGCUCAUCAAUUUUUUGUGGUGAAGCUCUGGCCUAACGAGAGAAAUACCUGUAUGCAUACAGCAAAGAGGUUUCUACAGAAAUGAGGGCUUUCCACAAGUUUUCAGGUUGACUUUUGAAGUGAAUGUUGGUCGCUUACUGGAAGCUUUCAGAGGUUUUUUAUCCCCGUGGUUGAUGACCAUAUCUGCGAGUCUGUGAAAAGCAAGCUUGUUUGCAGACUGGUUCUUUUUCAACUGGGAAAAUAUCAAGAGCGGAAAUCUAUAGCCAAGCUUUCUGGGAAGAACCACUACUAUCUUGGUCGGAAAAUGACAAGGAGCCGAUAAUAAUAUAUGAUUCUGUAGAAAAGAUCCUGCGACCGAGACUGAAGCGGACGAGCGAGAGGACGUAUUCAUCAUUCUAGGUCCCAUUGAUGCAGAGCUGGGAACAAGGAACCUGACUUCACGAACCCAAGCCCCACGGCGCAUGAAGGUUGGAGGUGUGCAGGGAGGAGCGCCAUGGAGGGUCGUUCGAAGUACGUGCUGGGACAAGUCAAGCAUCAUUGAGUGCAGUGAGUGGGAAAGUUCUGUUUUGCGGUUUCAUUUGUAUCGUUGGGCAGCUGGUAGCGGUUAAUAUUAGCACGAUGAGGUCGGUACGCUGCGUAGUGAAAGGGGCUUAUGGGGGUGGGGGAAGUCAAAGGGAGGCUGGGAUGGUGCGCUCGGUCGUCACCAUGACACAUAUCACAACUUGUGACACCAUGCUGGUAGACGGUGUCAAAAUACAAUUGACGGCGAUGGUAUCUGAAGAGACAUGACGAGGAGGGGGCGGUAGGGUUAUAGGAGGAGGGCCGUAUGUGCAGGAGAAGAUUGCCCUCGGUCACCAUGAUUCAGGAAAUGCAUCCAAUAGCUGGCAUCUACUGGCCGGCUUGAAUGGCCGUGGCUGUGUUUGUGACGAUGGCAAUCCUGAGAGGGAUUACAGAGGGAUGGGUCAAAGACUGCCAGGUGAAAAGUAGCCACAGAAGGGAUCAUCCGGAGCUCGUGCCACCAAGAUUCUCUCGAGGCAUAGUUUGGUAUCAAUAACCUCUAAUGAAGAUGCAGGAAUCCGAGCAAGCAGUUGAGCAUUCUGCAAGUAUAUGAUGAGGUCGUCAUGGAGCUCCAGGCUCAAGGGGCACGGGAGGGGGAGGUUUGCUCGAGGAAGGCUAAUUCGAACGAGAAGAUUGUAGGCUCGGGCAUUCAUCGAUGCGUGUGAAGCAAGGAAACUACUGUAUCCAGUGGGUACUUCUCACUGCACCAGGAGGAAUAUUACACUUUACGAGUAAUGAAUGACAAUGUUCGUUUCUACCCAGCCACCCAGCUAGCCUGCCUGCCUGCCUGCCUGCCUGCCUGCCUUCCUUCCUUCGUGCGGUGCGAAUGCUGCUGCUGCACCUGGAGACGUCCUGAGUGCUCACGGCGAGUAUUUUUCUACGUCUUCCAUCCAUUCCAAACACUUGGGCCAGGUAGUCGCGUUAGCUGACCCACGAAUGAUUCACCCCUCCACUUACUGAUUCACCACGAACGCUCUGCACCCUGCUGCAGCAACAACAGCUGUGCUGCUAGCUGCGCGUUUGAAUGCUGUGAUUUAGAGAAACAUGUUCCAAAGCUCACAAUUAUCAUUUGGACAAAAUAAAACAGCUUCUGCUAAGCAAGGCCCGACCGUUCGCUAGGCAGGCAGGCAGACAGACAGCUUCUCUCGCUCACUUGCAUUUUUAUAAGGUCUUCUCUAUGUUGCUGGCCGGGGUAGAUGGACAAAUUUUGAAUAGAUGGUGAUGAUGAUUCUGGACCCGGGUUCAAAAGUUUCGCAUUUCUCAUCCG
Messenger RNA from Marchantia polymorpha subsp. ruderalis, 5203 nucleotides. The record is from the annotation of a GenBank genome assembly. NCBI's taxonomy places the organism in Eukaryota, Viridiplantae, Streptophyta, Marchantiopsida, Marchantiales, Marchantiaceae.